AUGUUUCACUUUUCUAGACCGAAAUUAAUCGUGAAUACAAAACCAAUUUUCGCAUUUGAGAGAUGGGCGCAUACCACACUAAGACGUAGAACGAAACGUGGAACCACUGAUGCGACCUCACGAGACCAUAUCCUUCACAGGGAGAUAGUUGAGCUUAUUUCGCUGAAGAAUAUCGAUUCUGGCCGUGUGCGUGUUUCUGAAGACAUAAUCAAUCAAUUCCUCAACAAAAGCAAUAGCAGAAAUGUGACUUUGCGGAAUGUGGAGAUCGUAGCUCAAACUUCUGAGGCCGAGGGAUUGGCCAUUGUUCCUAGAUUGUACGAAACAGAGACAGCCGCAAUCGAAAACGAUGGAGACUAUCGUGCUGGUGAAACUUUUGAUGUUGCUGAAACUACUUUGUCGAAGAAAAAGAACCACAAACUUACAGUAUUGAAGGUUCCUAAGACUGUACCUGGAGACAUCGUGGACGUCACUCUCCGACGCCACUACUUGAAUUAUGCGGAAGCUGACUUGAAUUACAUUGUACUGGUGAAAUCACCGAAACUACGUCAUGACAAGCUCGUGGUUUGCAAACACUUCGACCUGUGCCAAGGAUGCCAGCUUCAGAUGGUCACCUAUGAUGAGCAACUUGCAUUCAAACAGAAUGUUAUUAAUAAAGCAUAUAAGUACUUCUAUCCGGAACUCGAUCGUGAGUCGUUGUGUGACUUUGGACAUGUUAUUGACUCUCCAAUGCAAUACGGAUACAGAACGAAACUCACGCCGCAUGCAAAAAUCCCAAGAAAAAUUCAUGAGGAUUACUUGCCUUUGCCAUUGGGGUUUGAAAACGUAAAGAUCGGUAGCCCAGUGGUGGAUGUCGACUUUUGUCCCAUAGCGGUGCCAAGUAUAAAUGAGAAACUUCCUUUUGUCAGAAAAUCAUUUCAAAAAAAUGCCAUGGCUCAAGCAAAGGGUGAAAUUAAGGGCCAGCUACCCUCAACGCUUCUCUUAAGAGACUCUGUCAGAGAAUUGGGUUCUGCAAACACUGAAUGUUUGACAAAUCCAAAACAUGUCGUUACGGAAACAGUCGGCAACAAGGUGUUUCAGUUCCCUGCGAACGAUUUUUUCCAGAAUAAUCGAUCGAUAUUGCCCAUCUUUUUGGACUUCCUCCGCUACAAAAUAUCAGACAUUGAAGGGCUGUUCAAGCAUAUUGUGGAUGCCUAUUGUGGAUGUGGCUUCUUGAGCAUUUCCCUAAGCGAUGCGGUGCCAAAAGGGGGAAAAGUCUUUGGAAUCGAGCUUGCUGCGCCUUCCGUUGAGCAUGCUCAGCACAACGCACGCUUGAAUGGGCUCUCGAAAGAGGAUGCUGUUUUUGUACAAGGGAAUUCGGAUGAUAUGUUCACGCAUUCAGAAUUUCUUUCCUCCAAGGUCACUGGCGAGGAGUCAAUACUACUCAUGAACCCAUCGCGCAAGGGUUCCUCGACGGUGUUUCUAAAGCAGGUCCUUCAGUUCAAGCCAAAAAUGAUCAUUUACGUGAGUUGCAAUGUCUUCUCCCAGGCCAGAGAUUUGAAACAUCUUGAGAAGCUUCUGGAAAGCACUGAUGUGAAAUAUGAUGUAGAGAGCAUAACGGGUUUCGAUUUCUAUCCACAAACAAAACAUGUGGAAUCUGUUGCAAUAUUGAAAUUGAGGGUUUAA
This is a messenger RNA of Australozyma saopauloensis, 1662 nucleotides long. RefSeq lists its product as uncharacterized. The record is from RefSeq and is a predicted model, not a curated record. The coding region runs from base 1 to 1662 and encodes 553 amino acids. Gene Ontology annotation, molecular function: tRNA (uracil(54)-C5)-methyltransferase activity, S-adenosyl methionine-dependent. Gene Ontology annotation, biological process: tRNA processing. NCBI's taxonomy places the organism in Eukaryota, Fungi, Ascomycota, Pichiomycetes, Serinales, Metschnikowiaceae. The transcript has a single exon.